Messenger RNA from Penaeus indicus, 4809 nucleotides. It is a transcript of the gene Spt5, whose product is annotated as transcription elongation factor SPT5-like. Bases 180 to 3665 code for a protein of 1161 amino acids. The transcript has 23 exons. Gene Ontology annotation, biological process: transcription elongation-coupled chromatin remodeling; transcription elongation by RNA polymerase II; regulation of transcription by RNA polymerase II. Gene Ontology annotation, cellular component: DSIF complex. The record is from RefSeq and is a predicted model, not a curated record. NCBI's taxonomy places the organism in Eukaryota, Metazoa, Arthropoda, Malacostraca, Decapoda, Penaeidae. Gene Ontology annotation, molecular function: mRNA binding; protein binding.
CAGCCCUCAGUCGCUCGGCCAUCUUGGGUGAGGGAGGACCUCGUGCGCGCUCCUCCGAGGGACAUUCCUCCUGCUUCCGCCACCGAACUCGUUUCUUCGCCUCCGGCCGCGCAAAUUUCGUCUCCGGGGCGUCGGGGAGGAGGACAGGCGCCAAAAAGGUGUGGGAUUAGCUAGCCAAAAUGUCGGACAGCGAGGCAAGCUACCACUCCGACUCUGACCAUGAAAAGUCCAGGGGAGGAAGUGAUAGUGAGGGAGAGCAGCGCAGGAGUCGCAGCCGAAGCAGGAGUGGCAGUCGCAGCGUGAGCAGAGGCCGCAGCCCCAGCAGAAGCAGAAGUCGCAGUGCCAGUGGCAGUCGGAGCCGGAGCCGCAGCAGAUCUGGGAGUAGGAGUCGGAGUAGGAGCAGAAGCAGGAGUCGCAGCAGAAGCCGCAGCCGUAGCAGGAGUAGAAGCAGGAGCAGAAGUAGGAGCAGGAGCAGAAGUAGGAGCAGGAGCAGGAGCCGAAGCCGUUCGGUGAGGUCUGAUGAGGCAGAAGAGGCAAGGAGCGGCGAGGAAGAAAUCAGCGGAGAUGAAGAGCCGGCGGACGGGGAGGAUCUGGCCAACUCGGAGUAUGACAGUGAGGAGGAUGAGGAGGAUGACCGCCAGCCUAAGAAGAAGAAGAAGAGAGGAAUGGUGUCCGACUAUUUCCUGGAAGAGGCUGAGGUGGACGACGAUGAAGGAGAGGAUGAUGAUGAGGAUGAGGGAGACUACUAUGAUCUACUGGGGAACGAGAAGGAAGAAGUGGGUGUUACAGCCAGGGAGAUUGAAGCAAACCGCCGUGCUCACAGUGUCUGGGACAAUGAACGAGAGGAGGAGAUUGAAGAAUACUACCGUCGCAAGUAUGCCGAGGAAUCGUCAGCUGCCAUGCGCUUUGGUGAGGGAGGCGAAGAGAUGAGCGAUGAGAUCACGCAGCAGACACUCUUGCCCGGUGUGAAGGAUCCCAACCUUUGGAUGGUCAAGUGUCGCAUUGGUGAGGAGAAGAUCACCUGCUUGCAACUGAUGCGCAAAAUGAUUGCUUACCAGUUCACGGAGGAGCCGCUGCAGAUCAAAUCCGUGGUGGCUCCAGAGGGUGUGAAGGGGUACCUCUACUUUGAGGCCUACAAGCAAACCCAUGUCAAGGCAGCAAUGGAAGGCGUGUCAAACCUCAGGCUGGGGACAUGGCAGCAGACCAUGGUGCCCAUCAGUCAGAUGACAGAUGUGCUGCGUGUGGUGAAGGAAGUGCCCACUUUGAAGCGUGGAGCCUGGGUCAGACUCAAGAGAGGUAUCUUCAAGGAUGAUUUGGCGCAGGUAGACUACGUUGAUGCUUCACAGAACAAUGUUCACCUGAAGCUUAUCCCACGUAUUGACUACACCCGCAUGAGAGGAGCAUUAAGAUCUAGCCAGUCCGACAAUGACCUCAAGCGAAAGAAAUUCCGCCGCCCGGCACAGAAGCUCUUUGACAUCGAUGCCAUCAGGGCCAUUGGUGGGGAAGUUACGCAAGAUGGUGACUUCCUCAUCUUUGAGGGCAACCGUUUCACGCGCAAGGGAUACCUGUACAAGACCUUUGCCAUGUCAGCUAUCAUGGCGGAUGGUGUCAAGCCAACACUUAGUGAACUGGAGAAGUUUGAGGAGCAGAGUCUGGCAGAUAUGGAGCUCACUACCUCUAAUCGUGAGGAUGAAGGGCACAGCUUCGCACCCGGGGAUAAUGUUGAGGUGUGCGAGGGUGAAUUGAUGAACUUGAUGGGCCGCGUCACACGUGUUGAUGGCAACAAGAUCACUAUCUUACCCAGGCACGAAGACCUUAAGGAUGAGCUUGAGUUCAUGGCUCACGAGUUGAAAAAGUAUUUCAGCCAGGGAGAUCACGUGAAGGUGAUUGCCGGCCGCUACGAGGGAGACACUGGGCUUAUUGUCCGUGUAGAGGAAAACAUGAUUGUCCUCUUCUCUGACUUGACUAUGCACGAGCUCAAGGUCUUGCCUCGAGAUCUCCAGUUGUGUGCGGACGUAGCAACAGGUGUGGACUCCCUUGGACAAUACCAAUGGGGAGACCUGGUGUCGCUAGAUGCUCAAACUGUUGCUGUCAUCGUGCGGCUGGAGAAGGAGAACUUCCAGGUUCUCAACAUGCAUGGCAAGUUGGUUCAUGUCAAGCCCCAGGCUGUGCAUAAGAAAAAAGAGAACCGCAGAGCCAUGGCCCUUGAUUCAGAGCAGAACACCAUUCAGGUCAAAGAUGUCGUUAAGGUUAUUGAUGGUCCACAUUCGGGUCGUCAAGGUGAGAUCCGUCAUUUAUAUCGCAACUUUGCCUUCCUCCACUCAAAGAUGAUGAUUGAGAAUGGUGGAAUUUUUGUGUGCAAGACAAGGCACUUGGUUCAGGCUGGUGGUGCAAAGUCCUCAGGUGGAGGCCUGGGAGUGGGUGGAAUGGGCAUGGGCACGGGAUUCAUGUCCCCUCGCCUCAGCUCCCCUGCGCACCCUGCUGGCGGUGGAGCGCCUGAGCGAGGGGGUGCAGACCGUGGCUUUGGGGAUAGGAACCGUGGACGUGGACGAGGGAGAGGCAUGGGACGUGAUCGCGGUAUCAUUGGACAGACUAUUAAGAUCACACAAGGACCAUACAAAGGUCAUGUUGGUAUUGUCAAGGAUGCCACUGACACAACUGUGCGUGUGGAGCUCCACUCCAAGUGCCAGACCAUUAUUGUGGACAGAUCCCGUGUGGCAGCUGUGGGGGCCACUGCCAGGUCUGGAUCAGUCACCUCCUAUGCCCGCACUCCUACCUGGGGCGGCUCAGCUACUCCUAUGUAUGGCAAUACUGGUUCACGCACCCCGAUGUAUGGCUCACAGACUCCGCAGUACGAAGGGUCUCGCACACCUCAUUAUGGCAGCAUGACUCCAUCACACGAUGGUUCAGCAACUCCUGGGAGACAAUCGGCAUGGGAUCCAAACAUCACCAACACUCCUGCAAGGACUUCAGAAUUCGAUGAGUACUCCUAUGAUGAUGCCUCACCUUCCCCGGCUUACAAUCCUGGUACUCCAGGCUACCAGUCUGAUGCAGGCCAGGGUCCAUACACCCCUCAGACCCCUGGCACAGUGUAUAGCUCAGACCACAACUACAGCCCAUACCAAGCUGAGCCCUCGCCCUCAGGAUACCAGCCUGGUGGAAGUCCUGCUGGAUAUGUUGGAACCCCAAGUCCAGGUGCAGGAUUCCAGGGCUCCCCUUCACCUGGGUCAGGUUAUGCUUCUCCCUCUCCUCUGGCCUCGUACAGCCCCAUGACGCCUGGAGCUCCUUCCCCCUACAAUCCUCAGACACCAGGAGCAGGCCUAGAUUCUCUCAGCAUGCAUGACUGGCAGACAACGGACAUUGUGGUGAAGAUCAAGGUGACCCACGAUGACUCUGGUCUGAUUGGCCAGACAGGUGUUAUCCGCGGAGUCUCUGGUGGGAUGUGUUCAGUGUUCCUGCCAGAGGAGGAGCGAGUUGUCAAUAUUCUCGGGGAGCACCUGGAACCUGUGGAUCCUGACCAGGGUGAUCGGGUCAAGGUAAUCUUUGGUGAAGAAAGGGAACAGACAGGGAACCUCCUUUCCAUUGACCACAGUGAAGGGGUGGUGAAGCUGGACCAUGCUGAUGUGAAGAUGUUGCAGUUGCGCUACUUGUGCAAGAUGAAAUAAACGUCAGUAUGCCUGUGAGUGCAAGCUUUUCUUGCUGAUGCCAUGAAAGAGGCAUGACCCCUCCCAUCCCCCCCUUUUCUGCCUAAGGCUAAAAGAUGUAUGUAGGUCUAUAUAUAUGAGAGUAGUACUUUUAUUUUUAAAGCAAGCACAUUAAGCCUUGCUAGAUUUGUGUGUCUGCAGGUGGCAGGUUGGCUGAGCUCCAGUCAUAAUAAAUGUAAAUUAAAUUAUGUAUUGGAAGUAAAAGAAUGUCCCUCAAUUGUUGAGUGAAUUGGAUAGGUACCAGAAUGUCAGAGAGCCAAGAUUUAAUGCUUUGAUAGAGUAAGUUACAUAGUUUCAUUCACAUUUCCAUGUACAUCCAUGCAAGUAUCAUGUUUUCAUACAUACAUCUGAUUAUAGAGUACAUACACAGAUAUGAUUGGGAGUACGUGUAUUGUGUAUUGCAGAAUUUAAGUCAGUGCUGUAAUGUUUGGUGAAUGAGAGAGCCUCGAAGUUAUUAUUAUGUUCCAUAUGUCAAGUGUGACAAGGAGCGUGUUGUCUGUUGAUAAUUUAAGCAAAUCAACACAUUUAUAUCCCUUAAUUUCAGAAAUGUUAAUUUCUAAACUGCAUAAUAUUACAAGUGUUUUUAGUGGUAUUACAUUUGAUAUAAUAAAUAUCUGGAUUCAUUCUUUCUAAGCGUGUGUAGGCAUGUAUUCACCUAAAACGAAUGUGAUAUUCUAAGGCCUGGUUUUAAAAAGUUAUCAGGAAGACAAAACUGCUUGUGUCUCUUAUUUUCAUAAUAUCAUAUAGUUUUCUUUUAUUAUCACUAUAUAACAAAAACAAAGAGAAAUAUUGUGUUAUAUUUAGAGAAGAAGGGUUUCUCUGUAUCGUUGUGAGGGUAACAACAAUGCAAGGCAAAGUCAGGUGGGAGUACCUGUACAAUAAAAUAUUUUAUACACAGGAACUGAUUAUCAUUUUUGGAUGUUUUCUCCACCAUGUCAAGCAGAGGAACUACUUCAGACACCAUCUGCAUCCCAAGUCACAAUGCCAUUGGCCAUCUUUAUUUGAUAUAGAUGUAUGAAUCACACGUCAUCUACUGUAUAUUUAACAGUCUCAUGUUGAAAUUUUGUAAUAAAUGAGAAAAUGGAAUCAUUGUUGAUUGACUUAA